This is a messenger RNA of Pieris macdunnoughi, 774 nucleotides long. Lineage: Eukaryota; Metazoa; Arthropoda; Insecta; Lepidoptera; Pieridae. The record is from the annotation of a GenBank genome assembly.
AUGUCAUCUGAAAGUGAAAGUGAUGAUGACUAUGUGCCAGUAGAACAAGAAAAACUAUCAGAAGAGGAAUCAGCUGAUGAGGAGACAGAACAACAAUAUGACAAUGAAGUUGAAACAGUUAAGAAAAAGCGGAAACGUGCACCACCAAGUAAAGGAAAUAAGAGAUCAAAAGUAAUAGAACAAAAGAGCGACGACGAAACUACUGUACCUGAAACUAACAUUGCUAAGCCUGAAGAAGAGAAGAAAAGAGAAGAAGAUCUAUGGGCGCAGUUUCUAGAAGGUACAGACUCUAAACCAAAAUCUAAAACAGAAGAAAUUGUUACUCAGCCAGAAAAAAUUGUUCAAAAAGAUAGUAUAGAGACUAAAAAAAGUGAUACAUCCAGUUCUCAAUCGGAUAAUGAACGAGAAAAGCGAAUUUUUGAAUUUGCAGGCGAAACAAUUGUAGUCGAAAAUAAUGUGAUAAAGGAAAGGGUAAAGACAGCAGAGAAACCAGCUUCAGUAUUGAACGACAGUCCAGCCCCCAAAGCAAGAAGUGCAGGUGGUCUCUCUAGUAUUGUUGGACAACUGAAUAAGAAGAACAAACUCUCUACUCUGGAAAAGUCCAAAUUAGAUUGGAAUACUUAUAAGAGAGAGGAGGGAAUCGAAGAGGAAAUCACAAGUCACAAUAAAGGAAAAUCUGGGUACUUGGAUCGGCAAGAUUUCUUAAGCAGAGCAGACGUUAGACAGUAUGAGAUUGAACGGGACUUGCGCAUGAGUCGACGUAGUAACCGAUAA